UAAGCCCGAGCAAGGGGUCGGGCUGAUACCUCCGGGAUCAAGAUCUCUUGACCUGUGUCUGGCAACGAUCGCCUCACCAUGUAAAGGCUCACUUCCCAACCCUGACCAAGAAGAGAGAGUAGAGCCAGGCUGAAAACUAAAAAAAGGUCAUUACCUUUCCAUUUCUCACAAUUGGGCUGAGCACGAUUGAACCAUGGGGGAACACAGUCCAGAGGACACCACCAUCUUCUUUAAGGGCGAGGAAGAUGUGCUGGCCCCCGAUGACAAGAUGCUCCGGUUUGUGGAUGACAAUGAACUGGUGCCUUCCUCAUCUGGAACUGUUUAUGAUAGGACAACUGUUCUUAUCGAGCAGGACCCCGGCACUUUGGAGGACGAAGAUGAUGAUGGACAGUGUGGAGAACACUUGCCUUUUCUAGUAGGGGGUGAAGAGGGCUUCCUAAUAGACCAGGAAGCAAUGUCCCAGGGUUACGUGCAACACAUUAUCUCACCCGAUCAGAUUCACUUGACUAUAAACCCUGGUUCCACGCCCAUGCCAAGAAAUAUCGAAGGUGCCACCCUUACUCUGCAGUCGGAAUGUCCAGAAACGAAACGUAAAGAAGUAAAGCGGUACCAGUGCACCUUUGAGGGCUGCCCCCGCACCUACAGCACAGCAGGUAACUUGCGCACCCACCAGAAAACUCACCGAGGAGAGUACACCUUCGUCUGUAAUCAGGAGGGCUGUGGCAAGGCCUUCCUCACCUCCUACAGCCUCAGGAUCCAUGUGCGAGUGCACACGAAGGAGAAGCCAUUUGAGUGUGAUGUACAGGGCUGUGAGAAGGCGUUCAACACACUGUACAGGUUGAAAGCACAUCAAAGGCUUCACACAGGGAAAACGUUUAACUGUGAAUCGCAAGGCUGCAGCAAGUACUUCACCACGCUCAGUGAUCUGAGGAAGCACAUUCGAACCCAUACAGGAGAAAAGCCAUUUCGAUGUGAUCACGAUGGCUGUGGAAAAGCAUUUGCAGCAAGCCACCACCUUAAAACUCAUGUUCGUACACAUACUGGUGAGAGACCCUUCUUCUGUCCCAGUAAUGGCUGUGAGAAAACCUUCAGCACUCAGUACAGUCUUAAAAGCCACAUGAAAGGUCAUGAUAACAAAGGGCACUCAUACAGUGCACUUCCACAGCAAAAUGGAUCAGAGGAUACAAAUCACUCACUUUAUCUGGGUGAGUUGGGUCUUCUAUCCACGGAUUCUGAAUUACAAGAAAAUUCCAAUACAACACAGGACCAGGACCUCAGCACAAUCUCACCAGCAAUCAUCUUUGAGUCAAUGUUCCAGAGUCCAGAUGACACUGCAGUUCAGGAAGACCCUCUGCAGACAGCUGCCUUGAUUGACAGUUUUAAUGGUGAUGCAGAGUCAGUGAGUGAUGUCCCACCACACCCAGGAAAUUCAGCAUCUCUGUCUCUUCCACUUGUACUGCAGCCUGGCAUCUCCGAGCCUCCCCAGCCUCUGUUACCAGCCACAGCUCCAUCCGCUGCUCUGCCUGCUCCCUCCCUAGGACCUGGUUCCCAGCCAGCCUCAUUUGGCAGCCCCCCUGCUCUCUUACAACCUCCAGAAGUGCCUGUUCCCCACAGCACACAGUUUGCUGCUAAUCAUCAAGAGUUUCUUCCGCACCCACCAGCGCCCCAGCCCAUCGUGCCAGGACUUUCGGUUGUUGCCGGGGCUUCUGCAUCAGCCGCGGCAGCGGUGGCAUCAGCUGUGGCAGCACCUGUUGCACCACAAAGUACUACUGAGUCCCUGCCAGCCAUGGUCCAGACUCUGCCCCUGGGUGCCAACUCUGUCCUAACUAAUAACCCCACCAUAACUAUCACCCCAACUCCCAACACGGCUAUCCUGCAGUCCAGUCUAGUCAUGGGAGAACCGAACUUGCAAUGGAUAUUAAAUGGUGCCACCAGUUCACCACAAAACCAAGAGCAAAUUCAGCAAGCAUCUAAAGUCGAGCAAGUGUAUUUUACCACUGCAGUACCAGUAGCCAGUAGCACAGGGAGCUCUGUCCAGCAGAUCGGCCUCAGUGUCCCUGUGAUCAUCAUCAAACAAGAGGAGGCAUGUCAGUGUCAGUGUGCAUGUCGGGACUCUGCGAAGGAGCGGGCGUCGGGCCGGAGAAAGGGCUGCUCUUCCCCACCCCCUCCAGAGCCGAACCCACAGCCUCCUGAUGGGCCCAGCCUGCAGCUACCACCCUAGACUUCUCCCUCACCCUUUCCCACCCCCUCAUCACCCUCCAUUGGACCCUCUUCCUGUGAGCAAGGCAGACAGGUCAAGGCUCCUCAGACCCUCAAACAGAAACAUAUAAGUGCCAUGGAUGUGUCAGCGUUCCUGCCCUCCAGAGCCUGGACACCCUGUCCAUUCUGAUUCGCAUUGAAGCACUACUGCAGGGGAGGAGGAGACAGGCCUGACCAGCAGCUUCUGCAGGGGCGGACCUGUGUGCACCGCCUCCAGUGGAGGGAAAGCAGCAAGCACUAGGUGCGAAGCCUGCCGUCACGGGGUCAGAAAUCAGAAGGAUGAAUUUUGCUGUUUGAAAGCCUCACCUUUCAGAUGUGUUUUCUUUAUUCAUGUCCCAGAACAUCCAUUUCAAGGAACUAAUCUUUGGAAGAAAAAAAAAAAAAACCAACAAAAAAAAAGCUAAGUUAUAAGUGAACUGUUUGGCUGCACUGUAUGUCACUUUUGCUUAUUGUUCUAUGAACUUGGAAUUUAAGGUUAUUCGUAUGCAUAAAAUUUCUAAAUGAAAGGAUGUGGUUUCCAUCAAUUUGGUACUGCCCAUCAUUUGCACUGGGGUCAUUAUGGAUCGGGCAGGAGAGUUUGGUGUGCUGGGUGUUGCUCCUCCUGUGUGACUUUUUGAAUGUGAAGCUGACACGUGGCUGGAAGGCCAGACCCUCACUGUUGAAGUGGCCAGUGGCAAAGGCAGAUGAGAGCUGUGAGCUGGGCAGGGCUUGGGAGAGAUGGCUUUGUCAUUUGCGCUUGAGAGUCAGUGGAGCUCAGGGUGGGUGCUGCAGGGGCUGUUUUGCAGCCCACUUAGCUUCAAGCCUGGACCAGCAGCUGUGAGAUGACCUGAUUCUGCAGGGACCCAAGGCAUGUUGUUGUCACUGAGUGUGUAGAGCAGGCUAUAGCUCCAGCACGUCUUUGCCUUCCUGGUUCUCUUCCCCUCAGGGCUUGCAGGUCAUGGUGUCUCUCCUUGGGAACACCCCUGUCUUGUCCUAGCAUGUACACGAGGCUUUGGCCAGUUGCUACGGGUCUGCCUGCCUUUGAUGGCGUUUACUUCCCCAGCAGAAGGGCUGCACAUACUUCUCAGGAGAAGGCGCAAGUCAAAGGGAGACUGGAUGAGGUAGCAGGUGAUUGGCAGACCAGGCUUUUGGUCGCCCUUCUAUCUCCACCCUCAACUCUCUGGAUUGUGCAUACAGCCUUGUACAGUGCAACAAGGAUGUGACUUGCUUGGCUUAGCUGUGAUUUUUCAACAAAAAGAAAGUACAAAACAAUGAUCUACUACUCAGGGUAAAAAACAAAUUCCCCUUCCACCAAAAAGCCUGAAAUGUUGCAAUAAGUUUUCUCAUUUGAAAUGUUUCAUUAAGUUGUGUUCUAGGAAAAAAAAAUUUUUAGAUUUGUGUAUCGAACUGUGUCAUCUGCCUGCUAUUGGUUCCAAGUUAUUCCCUCCCUUUUCAACAGUCCACCUGAGAAUGGAAGUUGCUCUCUUGGCUAUUUAAUGUACUCUUGAGAGCUCAGCGAUUGCAGAAGCUCACCUGGCCCAGGGUGUGGAAUAGACAGAUCUCUGACUCCCUCAGGGAGCAAGGCUGGUCACUGUACAAGACAGCAAAGAUAUGUAUUUGCUCCCUUCUGCUCUCCGAGCUGUUCCUCAGAGGUAGCCAAGAUAAUAUCCAUAGCAGAUAACCGGCCUGGGAGAGGCCUUGUCUUUACCAGCCAUCCGUGGACAAGGAGCAGUGGUGGCAGUGCUGUCACUGCCACAGGAAAAGGGGGCUGAAGUGCAAGCAGUUGAUACCUCAGUCCACAAGUAGAGCCAGGGAAGCGGACUUCCUUUUGACCUGUAUGUCCCUCCUCACAAAAGGCUUGGUUAAUUUUGAUCACCAUUGGCCUCAGCAGAAGUUGUCAUGGCAGGAAGAGCUUUCUGUUACCACAGUGGUUAGUCUAUCUCCAAGUCAGCACCCAUAGGAAGCUUUGAGCUUGGGCCCUUGCUAAAAUCACUACAGAUGGAUCCCAAUGUGAACUUGGUACCAACAGGCAAUAAUGGCCUUCCCCUAUGCCCAGGCCCUGAAGACCUGAGAGCCUGGUUCUAUAUGAGCUGAUGUGGGAAAUAGGAGCUCGGGGAGGACAUGUGAAGGUUUACUUGGUUGAAGUAUUGUUUCUUGGUUAGCUAGGUCUGUACUGUUAAUGGCCUCAUCCCAGAUCACUGGCUUGUCACUUUCCACAGAUUGGAGGUGGCAAUGAAGCAUUUUACAGUGUUUAGGUUCAGAUCUUUCCUAGUGGAAGUAUCUGCCUUUCGGGGUGACUUGUGGAUUACCAGAGAGACUAUCAGAUCCAGUCCACUUUAGGAAAAUCAGGAAUGUGCUUCAAAUGAGAGGGGCGGUUGUGCAGAGCAGCAGGUGUAUUCCACAGGGUAACCAGACUUUGCUGCCAUGCUCUGCCAGCACUCCUUCCCACCCAUUACCCCACAAGACUGGCCUCUAGUGGAAAGGUGGGGGACCCUGUCUUAAGUUAGGGCCAGAAAGACCAUUCAUAAAAAGAAUGAUUUCUCUGCCCUGGAAAUAGACCUACAUUAGGGUUAGGAAAAGUGAAUUCUAGCAGGUGGAAUCCAGUGUGUAUUCUCCCUGUGGCAACCUUAACCACUGUCACAAUGCAGACCUAUACUUGAGCUCCCACUAGCACCUGUCGUUGAGCUGUCCCUUCUAGGGGUCUAGUCAGCACCAGGGAGUGGAGCUGAUGGUCCUAGGAGGUUGUAGGGAUAUUCCCUGGUACCACCAAACUGCUCUAGAGAUAAAUGUGAUCCUUUUCAGAUGGAUGAGCAGCACUGAGGGAAAGUGGUUCAGUCUUCUGUGGCAGGGUCUAGUCAAUCGCAUUGGGAGUACCACUAAUUUGGUGACAGGAGUAGCGUCAUGUGUUGAAUCUCACCCCCUGUAGAAUGAGAUCAUAGUACAAAGCCCAGGAGAGGGCUUGAGGUGUGAAGACCUCUCUGGGUAGAAGGCAAGAGCUCUUUACUUCCAGGGACUCAGUAGAUGGGAGAGGGUUAUUUCAGGGUAAAGGCAGUGGACUGAUGGGGAUAAAUGGGUUUUCAUGAGGAGGCUUUGUAUAAUGCUGAAUGUGUCCAAAGGGACAAAUUUGCAGAACCUCAUAUUGGUAUAUUAAAUAAAUAAUAAAAAAGCACUUUAGGUUACUUGAUCUUUAACCCAAUUGCUGCAAUUUCUGUUGUGUGUGUGUGCGUGUGUGUGUGUGUGUGUGUGUAUACAUACACAUAUAUAUACAUAUACAAACAUACAUGUGUAUGUGUAUAUAUGUGUAUAUAUAUAUAUGUGUGUGUGUAUAUAUAUAUAUAUGUAUAUGCUUUCCACAAAGUUUUAUUUUUUGCUCAGAAUAAAAAGUUAAAUUGAGGUGUAAAAAGAAGAGCACUUACUUUGGUGCAAUAUGUGUGUAGCUGACAGUCGUUGUCCCAUGUGGCCCAGGCCUGGCCGCACUUUUCCGCUCCAUCAGCCCUGCACUGAAGUUGUCCAUAGGGAAACAUUCUGUUAUGCAUUCUCAGCAGCUGCUCAAUCUAUGCAAGCCUUCCCCGUGUGCCCCAGGCGCCCCCUCAGGCUCUCGGAGGAACUGCUGUGGAUGUUUUCUUUGACUAUUGAGGCCCCUUUUCACCACUUGGUCCCUUGCCAUCUCCCCCUCUUCACAAAGUAAUGCCUGAAAGGAAGGAACAGGUUGUUCCUAGGUAGAAACCUGGCACCUUGUAGACCUUCAUAUUUGUAAUUACAUCCAUUGAACUUCCAAACUUCGCCAGCAUUAUGGAAACCAUUAAUGGGUGGCAUUUUACCAAUAUUGCCCCGUAAUUAAGUUUUCUUACAUCACCAAUGAAAACUUUGCUAAGGGAGGGGAGGAGGCAGCACGAGCCAUCUUUGUGCUGCUCCCCAUAUCACUUGUGUUGGUUCUAAGCAAAGGCUUCCAGCCUGCAAAUCUGGUAACAAAACUGUUAAAUAGUCUGCUUUAUCAACGUUUUUCUCACUCGCCAGCUCCCACAUAAUCUUCGGUUCUCAGGCUGUGGAUUAGCAAUGUUGUAAAUACACCUCAGCCAAAACAGAAAGGUCUCACGGGUGCAGUAUGCAAGUAGCUCUGCUGUGACAUGGACGGGGAACUGUUCAUCCCGUCACGUUAGGGGAAGGCGUGGUGGUAGGAAACAAAACCAGAGGAUGCCUAUUUCUGAUUGAUCAGUCUCUUUGACCUAUUUCUUCUUGCACACUCUUGGUACAGAGAGGGAAAGGGUCCCUUUUCUUCUCAUGCCUUUGGGGAAGUUGAUGGUCACCAGCCUGGGAAUUUCUGUUACUCCCAUCAAAGAGAGGGCUUCUCAGUCUGCACUGGAAAACGGAGAUUAAACUGGAUCUUUAUGUCCCAGUGGGUACAGCCAAGCUUUUUACUGGAAGUGAGUGUUAAAAAACCAUGCAUUGCUCCUUUGCUGAGGGGAUUGUAUCACUUUCUCAGCUCAGUGCAGUUUCUACUUUUUCUUAGGGGGAAAAUUUUCAUAAAACCUUUUUCCACCAAAACCCAGGGGUGUCUUUUGCAAUAUCCUUGUUGCCCUUGUAGUGUGGUGCCAAGUCAGACCUUCUCUUGCCCUUUCCCUCGUGUUCUCAGGCCGCUCAAGGGCUGUUUGAUGCAACAGUCGACAUCUUUAGUUGUGUUUUGGAGAAAAUUGGGUUGGGGCUAGAGUUCAAGGUGGCUGUUUUGUUUUCCUGUGAACUCCCCUAGUCCCUGUUUGGGAAAGGUGACUGGAAACUGGCUUUUGCUGGCUGACAUACUCAGAUCUAGCCAGGAACUGCAGCAAGAGCCUUUUUCCUUAUCAUUGGAUGGUGGUGUGGUCUUGGUGACAAAAUUUUAAGUCCCAAAUAGCUUUAUUUGGAUUAUGUCAGUCUAUCAAAUUUCUUUUAAGUGUAUAACAUGGGAACAAUAGACUUCCACUGAGCGAUAUGAAAACGUUACAGGUUCAGUACUUCCAAAGGAAGAAACCUCCAAACCCAAAAAAGAAUAAAUAUGAAUUUGUAUUUUUGAAGAAUGUGAAAUAAUGGUGUUUGCUUAAUUGCUCAUUUUGUAUAAACUUAAUAUUGUACUUUAAAAUAUCUGCUAAGAAGUGAAAAUUUAACUUUUUGGAAUUGAGAAAGCAAUAUUAAAUACUAAUGAAAUCUUAAUUAAAUGCUUAUUUAAA
Messenger RNA from Jaculus jaculus (lesser Egyptian jerboa), 7439 nucleotides. It is a transcript of the gene Mtf1, whose product is annotated as metal regulatory transcription factor 1. Gene Ontology annotation, biological process: central nervous system development; positive regulation of transcription by RNA polymerase II. The transcript is spliced from 11 exons. Gene Ontology annotation, molecular function: RNA polymerase II cis-regulatory region sequence-specific DNA binding; DNA-binding transcription activator activity, RNA polymerase II-specific. NCBI's taxonomy places the organism in Eukaryota, Metazoa, Chordata, Mammalia, Rodentia, Dipodidae. Bases 194 to 2221 code for a protein of 675 amino acids. The record is from RefSeq and is a predicted model, not a curated record. Gene Ontology annotation, cellular component: nucleus.